Molecule: messenger RNA, 2000 nt
Organism: Cornus florida
Lineage: Eukaryota; Viridiplantae; Streptophyta; Magnoliopsida; Cornales; Cornaceae
Product: amino-acid permease BAT1-like
Exons: 8
Coding region: 308-1897 (529 amino acids)
Biological process (GO): transmembrane transport; gamma-aminobutyric acid transport
Cellular component (GO): membrane
Molecular function (GO): L-alanine transmembrane transporter activity; gamma-aminobutyric acid transmembrane transporter activity; L-glutamate transmembrane transporter activity
Source: RefSeq, a predicted model, not a curated record
UAUCAGGAUACUAUAUUUUUUUUCCUCCUUUCACAAACACAAGAUAUGCGUGCGAAGUGCAGGUAGCUCCCAGAAAAUAGCAACUCGUCAAACACUUCUUUCUUUGCCCGAGGCUGAGAUCCCCCAUCUACAAAGUGAGUGCGUACACACACUGAAACACACACACACACACACACACACCUUUUUGACUGUUAGCUUCAAACUCCAUACUUUCUCUCUCUAGCUUGAAAAGAUACAUACCCUCUUCGAUCUCUUGUGGUGAAGAACAACAUCAAUUGGAUUGAUGAUUUGGGGGAUUUCAUAGGAAAUGGAAAACCCAAUUCAAAUUUCAGCAGCAGAUGCAGGUGGUCCCUAUUAUCCUCUUCGCAACCACGACGACGUCUCUGUUUCCGAUGAUUCCAGAUUGAAUCAACUCGGUUACAAGCAAGAACUCAGUCGCAGCCUCUCUGCGAUUGCAAACUUUUCGGUAACUUUCUCAAUCGUAUCAAUCCUGACGGGUCUAACAACAACGUAUGGCACUGGGCUGAGAUACGGUGGGCCCCUAACCAUAAUAUACGGAUGGCCCAUAGUGGGUGUUUUCACACUCAUUGUGGGCCUAUCAAUGGCUGAGAUCUGCUCUGCUUACCCAACUUCUGGUGGCCUUUACUUCUGGAGCGCCAAACUCUGCGGAAAACACUGGGGCCCAUUUGCUUCUUGGCUCACUGGCUGGUUCAACAUUGUUGGUCAGUGGGCUGUUACAACAAGUGUAGAUUAUUCACUAGCACAGCUGAUUCAGGUGAUUGUUCUCCUCAGCACUGGUGGGAAAAAUGGUGGUGGAUAUGAGGCCUCUAAAUAUGUAGUUAUUGCAAUCCAUGGCGGAAUUUUGCUCGUACACGCCAUCUUAAACAGUCUUCCUAUUUCAUGGUUAUCCUUGUUUGGACAGCUUGCUGCCGCCUGGAAUCUCAUAGGUGUUCUUGUUCUUAUGGUUCUCAUUCCCACGGUUGCAAAGGAGAAGGCUAGUACCGAGUUUGUUUUCACAUACUUUAACACAGAUAAUGGGGAAGGAAUCAACGGUAAAGCCUAUAUAUUUGUUCUUGGACUUCUAAUGAGCCAGUAUACUCUAACUGGAUAUGAUGCAUCUGCCCAUAUGACAGAGGAAACCAAGAAUGCAGACAUGAAUGGACCAAAAGGAAUAAUUAGUUCCAUUGGAAUAUCUAUAGUUUUCGGAUGGGUUUUCCUACUAGGCAUCACCUUUGCAGUUACAGACAUCCCAUACCUCCUGAGUGACGACAAUGAUGCUGGUGGUUAUGUCAUUGCGGAAAUAUUUUACCUAGCAUUCAAGAGUAGAUAUGGGAAUGGUGUUGGGGGAAUUAUUUGCUUGGGAGUGGUUGGCGUUGCCAUAUUUUUCUGCGGUAUGAGCUCAAUGACUAGCAACUCUAGGAUGGUUUAUGCAUUUUCAAGAGAUGGUGCCAUGCCAUUGUCAUCAUUUUGGCAUAAAGUAAACAAGCAGGAGGUCCCCAUAAAUGCUGUUUGGCUCUCUUCUUUCAUAGCAUUUUGCAUGGCGCUCACAUCUCUGGGAAGCUUAGUGGCAUUUGAUGCCAUGGUAUCAAUAGCAACUAUUGGACUCUAUAUCGCUUAUGCCUUACCUAUCUUCUUCCGUGUGACACUGGCUCGCAAGUCCUUCAUUCCAGGGCCUUUUAACUUAGGCCGCUAUGGGAUCCUUAUUGGUUGGGUUGCAGUUCUCUGGGUAGCAAUCAUAUCUGUGCUCUUCUCUUUGCCUGUGGCCUACCCCAUCACCGAGCAGACUCUCAAUUAUACUCCGGUUGCUGUUGGUGGCCUACUCAUUCUCACUGUUUCUUCUUGGAUCUUUAGUGCUAGGCACUGGUUUAUAGGUCCCAUAACCAACAUAGAUAGCUGAAGUAUUAUAUAAGUUGAUUCUGACUAAAUUUAUUUAUUUUUCCAUUGUCUCUUCCGAUUUCGCUAUUACAUCAAUGGCCAAAGCAAAAGUACAUUAAAUUCAA